Molecule: messenger RNA, 1693 nt
Organism: Ceraceosorus guamensis
Lineage: Eukaryota; Fungi; Basidiomycota; Exobasidiomycetes; Ceraceosorales; Ceraceosoraceae
Product: NAD(P)-binding protein
Exons: 9
Coding region: 254-1420 (388 amino acids)
Cellular component (GO): intracellular anatomical structure
Molecular function (GO): oxidoreductase activity, acting on NAD(P)H, oxygen as acceptor
Source: RefSeq, a predicted model, not a curated record
CGACUUGGCCGACGAUGAGGAUUACGGAAGCGUUGAAUGGUGAAUGGAGAGGCGGUGGUACGUGUGCGCGUAUGAACAACGCUCAAUCAUGAAAGCCGUCAGUGACGAGUGAUCUCAGCUAAAUCAUUGGUCACGAGCCACGAGCCACGAGUCACGAGUCACGAGUCACACCCGCAACUCGCACUUCUCGUAUGACGUCUGCUGUGCUUUGCGCUUCUUCUCCAGCCACCUAGAACACAAAGCAAGAAUCAAAAUGGUGACUGCGGACGGUCUGGUUCACGUCGCCAGUCGAUUGACGAGCCCCACAGCCUCGCCCUUGGCCUACGUGGGCCUAGCUGCCGUGCUGUCCGUCAAGGUUCGAGAUGCGCUCAACUCGUUGAUCUACUUUCCCACAAGGGACAAUGCCAAAGGUGUGCUUGGCGUGCUCUGGCGAGCUUUGAAUGACAAUGCUUGGCUGAAGGUCUUUGUCGCCAUCUCUGCGAUCAGAUUCAUCAACCGGCUCGGUCAACGCAUCAUCUACGACCGAGCAGCUCCGCGCACCAUCCAAUGGUCCGAGCACGUCGUGGUCAUCAGCGGAGGAGCAAGAGGAAUCGGAGGAGGAUUGGCGGAAAAGUUGGCGGAUAAAGGCGCAAAGGUGGUCACGAUUGACAAGUUGGAGAGGACGGAUCAUGCGAGGGAAGACUUGCACAUUGUCGCCGAUGUCACUAGCGAGGAGGAGCUGCUCGCUGCUCGAGCGCAGGUCCACGAAAAGUUUGGCCUGGUCAGCUUCGUUGUCUCGUGCGCUGGCAUCGCUCGUCACUGCAUGGUGCUCGACCCUCCAGAGCAAUUCCCCGCAUCCUACUCUACCGCCAUUCACAGAGUCAACAUCGAUGGCACGUACACCUUCGUAAAGGUCUUUGGUCAAGAUCUGCUACCUGCGUACAACAAGGGUCAGCUCCGAGUGGAGGGAGGGCAGCCCGCAAACGGAUUCGGCGGACACAUCCUCAUGAUUGCCAGCGGAGCCCCGUACUCUCCUCUCCCGGCCAACGCUUCUUACAACCUAUCGAAAGCAGGCGUCAUCACCUUGUGGCAAUCCUUGAACUUCGAGCUGGACGCGUGGCAUAAGACGAACAAUGUGCGAAGCAGCAUUAUCUGCCCCUUGAUGGUGCACAGCAAGAUGACGGAAGGACGCAUGCUGGAGCAAAAGAAUCAAUUCCUCUUUCCCACGCUCACCAUCGACAAGGUUGCCAACCGCAUGGUGGACAUUCUGGAAAAGGAUCAGAGCGUUCAGGCUCAUCUGCCCGCUGCCGCCUACGCCAUCUCUUUGAUCUCGCCAAACACUCCUCCUUACUUCAUGCGGGCAAUCUACAAAGCGUUGGGCGCUCACCAGACCUUCAUGCAAUGGGCUGCCAAGGAGCGCAAUCCGGUUGCGGAUCAUUGAUCGAAAUCACUCUUGUGUGCAAGGCUCUGAGCUGCUAUUGUGAUGCCUCAAAAGCCGUCGAACUACGAGAUGCCUACACCCUGCGCAUUGAACGUCGUUCUCUUCAUCGAUCCCCUUCUCUUCGACCGCUUCCGCAGCAAUCUCACCAUUCCAGCUUGCAUUGCUCGAGCAUUCCACAGACAUCGCCCCUCUCGGCAAAAUUUUCGAAUGCGUCACACCAAUUUGUAGCAGCGUACGAGAUUGCGAUCGCGGGUACAAAUGGAACUCGAUUGC